UCACCUUAAUAAUAAUAAAAGUUUCCGUUUGCAAUCUUAACGACGUUCUGCUUUUUUUGCUGGCUAUAUUUUACGACCUCGUCAAGACCGACAUAUCCGUUUAACGUUACAAAAAAUGCAGAAUAAAAAAAGGCAAUGUGACCGUUACAUAAUCCCAAAUUCAAAAACUACAUCGAAACGAAACCCUCACCCAAAAAAAAAAAAAGAACCGAAAUUCAGAUAGAUGAGAGAAGAAGCUCAACAGCAGGAUCAACUGGCAAUGGCGACAGCAGAAGAGCAACUGCAGCAGCUCCGGUCCAAAGCCACGGAGCUCCUCCUCCGAGAAGAAUGGCAGGAGUCCGUACAAGCAUACUCUCACUUCAUCACCCUCUGCCAAUCCCACAUCUCAAAUUUCCCUCAAAACCCCGACCCCGAUCAUCUGCCCAAGCUCCGAAAAUCCCUCUGCCUUGCCCUCUCCAACCGGGCCGAAGCGCGAUCCAGGCUCCGAGAUUUCGCUGAAGCAUUGAGGGAUUGCGAUCGGGCAUUGGAAAUCGAGAGGGCCCAUUUCAAGACUCUUGUCUGCAAAGGCAAGAUCUUGCUGAAUCUGAACAGGUAUUCCAUGGCGCUGGACUACUUUCGAACAGCUCAGCUCGACCCGCAGGCUAACGGGAGCUCUGUGGACCUCGAUGGGUACUUGCAGAAGUCCAAGAAGCUCGAGCUGAUGUCGAGAACUGGAGCCUUUGAUCUCUCUGAAUGGGUUGUUAACGGGUUUCGUGGGAAGCCUCUGGAACCGGCUGAGUACAUUGGUGCAGUGCAGAUCAAGAAAUCGGAGAUUAGAGGGCGUGGACUGUUUGUGACGAAGAACAUUGACGCCGGAACUUUGGUGCUGGUCACGAAAGCGGUUGCUACAGAGAGAGGAAUUUUUCCUGGUCAAGAUUUGGAUGAGAAUACACAAUUGGUCAUGUGGAAGAACUUCACUGAAAAAGUGAUGCAUUCCGUGGCUAAAUGUUCGAGAAUCCGCAAUUUGAUUAGUACAUUGUCGAGUGGGGAAGAUGAGGAUGAGCUUGAGGUCCCUGAGAUCAAUCGCUUUAAGCCCGAGGCGGAGCACAAUGGCGGCUACCAUAAUGAGAAUGAGCAUGAUGCGAGCAGGAUGUUGAGCAUAUUGGAUGUCAAUUCACUUGUUGAGGAUGCAAUUUCUUCCAAGGUUUUGGGGAAGAACAACGAUUACUACGGUGUUGGGCUGUGGGUGCUGGCUUCAUUCAUCAACCAUUCAUGUGUUCCGAAUGCAAGACGUAUGCAUAUAGGAGAUUAUGUAAUGGUUCAUGCUUCUAGAGAUGUCAAGGCCGGGGAGGAGAUAACAUUUGCAUAUUUUGAUGUGCUUUCGUCGUUGGAAAAGCGCAACGAAGGUAGCAAGACAUGGGGUUUUAGAUGUAACUGCAAGAGGUGCAAGUUUGAGGAGAAACUGUAUUCUAGAGAAGACUUGAGAGAGAUUGAGAUGGGUCUCGAAAGAGGGAUGGAUGCCGGCGCAGCAGUUUACAAGCUGGAGGAAGGCAUGAGGAGGUGGAUGGUGAAGGAAAGGGAGAAAGGGUACUUGAGAGCAUCGUUUUGGGAAGCAUGCUCUCAGGCUUAUGACUCAGAGAAGUCGGCAAAGGGGUGGGCAAGACGCAUACCGCCAAUAGAGACGGUGGUUGAUAGCGUUGUGGAAGCGGUGGGAAGUGACGAGAGGGUGCUGAAGAUGGUGGCGGAGAAGUUGAAGAGACGUGGUGGAGGAAUGGUGGAAAUGGAGAGAGCUAUGAAGUUGGGAAGAGGGGUGUAUGGGAAAGUAGUGAAAAAGCAAGCAAUGAAGACUCUUCUUGGUUUAGGCAUUCUUUAAUUAAAGCUAUUAACUAAUAGCCUAAAUUUUCAAUCUUUAUAUUUUCUUGUAUUAGCAAAUAAUCCACUGAUGAUCUGAUUUCUUGUUCAACCAAUGCAAUUUUUUUAUUUUUCAACAA
Messenger RNA from Pyrus x bretschneideri (Chinese white pear), 1970 nucleotides. RefSeq names its product methyltransferase FGSG_00040. The transcript has a single exon. The record is from RefSeq and is a predicted model, not a curated record. Gene Ontology annotation, molecular function: protein binding. The coding region runs from base 224 to 1852 and encodes 542 amino acids. Lineage: Eukaryota; Viridiplantae; Streptophyta; Magnoliopsida; Rosales; Rosaceae.